Molecule: messenger RNA, 1401 nt
Organism: Melospiza georgiana
Lineage: Eukaryota; Metazoa; Chordata; Aves; Passeriformes; Passerellidae
Gene: AVEN
Product: apoptosis and caspase activation inhibitor
Exons: 6
Coding region: 1-1071 (356 amino acids)
Biological process (GO): negative regulation of G2/M transition of mitotic cell cycle
Source: RefSeq, a predicted model, not a curated record
AUGCAGGCGGAGCGGGGCGGCAGCAGGCCCCGCAGGGAAGGGGCCUGGCACGGCCGGCGGCGCCCCUCCGGCGCGCCCGACGCGGCGAAGGAAGGAGGCGGCGGGGACGGCCACGGGCGCGGAGAAGGCGGGGGCCGGGGAAGAGGCGGCGCUUACGGGCACCGAGGAGGCGGGGGACGGGACAGGCGAGAGCCCCGAGGUCGCGGGGCAGCGCCAUCACCCAGGGCCCAGCAGCACCGGCGGGUAGAGGAGGAUGAUGAUACUGAAUCACUGCAUGAAGAAGGGAAGGAAGAAGUGAAAUGCUAUUCAAGAAGAAAGGUAUUUUCUAACUGGAGCCGCUAUGAGGAUACAGAAAAAGAGGGACAGAAUGGAGUUGGGGAGUCACAGAGAGGAACAGACUUCAGUGUUUUGCUUAGCUCAGCAGGAGAUUCCUUUACACAGUUUCGAUUUGCUGAUGAGAAAGAAUGGGAUAAAGAAAGUAUAUGCCAAAAGCAGUUUUCUGCACUUUCUGUUGACUGCCAGUCUUUGGUCCAGGCCCUUCAGGAAUUGCCUCUACAUCUGAGGCUGAAUAUAGCUGCUGACCUUGUGCAGGCAUCAACACCUCUAGAGAUCCCACAGAUGAAAUCUAAAAUUUUUGAAGAUGGGAAGAAGAGAGAGCAGCUGUUCCGGCAGUCUCUGGCUCAGAGUGAAACCGGGCUGGUCUCCCAUCCUGUUGGUAAUUCUCUUGCUCCAUCAGGACCUGGGAGUAAAAAUGCCUCUAGGGCAAAUGCAAGAGAAUCAUUUCAAAGAGUCCAUCCUCUAUCAAAUCAAGACACUGACCAUUUGGAUGAAGAACUAGAUCGUCUCCUGAAUCUAGAGGCUCCCAUUAAUACAGAAAAUGGACCUGUGUCAGGUACAUUAUCCUGCAGCAUAUCAACUGAGAAAGAUUUGAAAAUGGAUUGUAAGGAAAAUGAGCCUUUAAAAGUAGAUAUGCCUGAAGAGAAAAGCACAUCAUCACAGCAGCAGCAAAGUACAUCCAAAGAUGUUACUGAAGAAGAGCUGGAAGAUUGGCUGGACAGCAUGAUCGCCUGAAGCUCAAAUUUCCUCAUAUGAAUAACUGAAUAUAGCAAACAUUAUGUAGAAACUUGAAUCUUUCUUUAUCUCAUCUCCUUGUUAUUUCCUUUUUCUGUCUGCCAAAUGCCUGUUUUUCUUUGCUGGCACUUAAAAUUUUGUGCAACCAAAAUGAAUUUAGAUAAGAUUGAAAAUUGUUGGAGACAAAUGAUAUUAUUAGAAAGGUCUAAAAGUUGUGAUAGAGUUUUCUUUGCUAAAAAAGCAGACUACAAUGCAGAAAUAAAACAGUUAUAUUUCAGCUUGUACUUGCUCUAUGUAGUCCUUAAAAUAAAGCUGUGGAUGAACAAUGAA